AUGAAAAUUACAAAGCUUCGAGCAAAACCAAAAAAACUUGAACAAUUAGGUCCAUGUACACCUGAAGUAGCAGCAUUAUUGACUUGUUGGGCCAAUAAUACAAUGGAUUCUUCUGCUUGUAUACAAAAUGUGCAAGCACUUUCUAAUUGCAUGCGUAAUGUGCCAAGAAAAACGAAACCUCCCAAUACUAUCAAUUAUCAUCUUUCAAGACUUGCAAUCGAUGAGAAUAGAGAGGAGAAGGAAAAACAAGUUAAAGUGAAUUUUCCCAAAUGGUUAUAUGGAAUUAGAAUGCAUAGAUAUGUAAAAAAUUUUGAAAAUAUGAAAUGGGAAGAGAUUGUUGAAUUGGAUUCUGAGGGAUUAGAACAAUUAGGAAUUGAAGAACAUUUUGAUAGGAAAAAAUUGUUAAAAGAAUUUAGAAAUAUUAGAAAUACCAUAUAUGUGUUGUCAUUAUAUGAUAAUAGAAAUGGCGAGGAACCUUUAUAA
Messenger RNA from Entrophospora candida, 483 nucleotides. The record is from the annotation of a GenBank genome assembly. Lineage: Eukaryota; Fungi; Glomeromycota; Glomeromycetes; Entrophosporales; Entrophosporaceae.